AUGCUCAGCUGUCCAAGUGAAGAAAAAUUUAGUGAGCUUGAAAAAGAGGCCUUCAUCAAAGCAGUCGCCGAGCUGCUGGGCAACGAGGACAAGUCCCAAAGCAGCUGCUACUUGAUCGGGCCAACCGAGUUUGAUCAUGGUUUCUUUCAAACGAAGUCGAUCGAAGGUAGCGAAGAUCUGAACGUGCGGCGCACGCUCACCACGGACAAGUUUCUGAAGGCUUUGGCGCAAAAGUAUGGCAAGUGCCAGCUGCGGAAUCUGCUCGAGGGAAAGUGUCACUCCAAUGUGACGCUUUCCUGCUGCAAUGGAUCGGAGCAGAUCUCGUGCGAUCCCGACUAUCCAUAUCGGAGCUAUGAUGGUAGCUGUAAUAAUCUGAACAAUCCCUCCUGGGGUAGAAGUGGAAAUGCUCUGAAGUAUCCCAUAGCUCCGUGCUACAGUGACUUGGUGUCAAAGCCCGCUCGUAGCAAGUCCGGCUCGGCGCUUCCGCAAAACCGCAAACUGAUCUCCGAGCUGUCGGAGUUCCUGCAGGACUACGGUCCAAAUACGUCGUCUUCACUGAACAUGUUCCUGAUGUUCUUCUUUGAGCUUGUUUCGUCCGACAUGAUCGGUCGGGUGCACAAACGAACGCAACGGUCUACCCAAGGCUUCCGAGGUUGCCGGGCGGACGGGUUGGAUCGUAGUGCGUUUGUGUCGCCUCUUGCGCACCCGCUGCGCGUCAACCAGAACGAUCCGUACUACGGAAGCGAUGGCAUAAGCUGUCUUAACUUCAGCCCACAGGAAAAGGCGAACGAUCGGUGCGAACUGAAGUACGUGGCCGAGCGGAACAUGCAGAGCAGCUAUCUGGAUCUGUCCAGCUUGUAUGGCACGCAAUCUCAUUAUGAUGCCGAGGGCAAGCUCGACCUGUUCCACUGUGGUACUACGGCUACGUUAGUACAAAAGGCUCCGUUAACCGCACAGUUUCAGGCGAUUGCCGGUUUGUUCGGCCAGCUGCACAACUACUGCGUCGAUCGUGUCCGAUCCUGCCCGCAGAGCAAGGGUCUGGUGCAGGAACGCUGCCGUGCACUGACGAUCGGCGUGUACCAGAAAAUCUUAUACGAUCAGCUGUUGCCGCUGCUUUUCGGCGAGGAGCUCUACAAUCGCUGUGGACUCAGCUGCGAGUACAAUCCGUACGUCGAGUCGACCGUUUCGCAGGUGUACAAAAACGGUCCGGGUCGGUUCCCGCAUUUCUGGAUACCGGACCAGAUGAUGUACAAGCCGGAGGGGAAAUCGGAGUGGCUUCCGUUCAAUGUGUUCUUCCGCGAGCACGAGAAGUUUGACUGCACUGGAACUCUAGAGGGUGUGCUAGAAUCACCGAUACAGACUGAUCGACUCGUAGACGCGAUUGUGAACAAGUUUUACACGCUGGACGGUUGCCGAGGCACCUGCCUCCCGUGCCUCGAUUUGGCGCGCAACCGGGACUCGGGCCUCUGCCCGCUGGUCACCUACAAGCACUUUAUUGAGCAGCGCGUUGGGGAAACGGGUGACAGCAAGUGUUACAGCACUUUUCAGGAUUUGAGUGACAUGUUUGACCCAGAGUUGUGCAAGUUUUUGGAGCAACAUUACGAGUCGCCUUCGGAUGUCGAUGUUCUGUUAGCGUUUUUGGACCGGCGUGCAUAUCCGGGAGCAGCAAUGCCGAAGUUGGUGUCCCAAACAACGUGUCUGGAGUUUAAGCGGCUGAAGUGUACCGAUCGGUUUUUCUACAGCUGGAAUCCGAACUUGGGCGAAGGUGCUCGUCAUUUGAUCGAAAUCCUGGACUUUACCGCACUGCUGGCUCUGUUUACCAAUAUGCAUGAGGUGCCGCUUGAGCCAUUUGUCGUCGACAGCCCAAAGGUAGCUGCUAAAGAUGUUAGAAAGUAUCUGGAGAGCGUUGAAUACUUGUUCUGCCAGUUGUGA
Molecule: messenger RNA, 1932 nt
Organism: Anopheles coustani
Lineage: Eukaryota; Metazoa; Arthropoda; Insecta; Diptera; Culicidae
Product: chorion peroxidase-like
Exons: 5
Coding region: 1-1932 (643 amino acids)
Biological process (GO): response to oxidative stress
Molecular function (GO): heme binding; peroxidase activity
Source: RefSeq, a predicted model, not a curated record